AACACAAUGAAUCUCUUUCUAUAUUAUAAUCAAACUCAUUGCUUUGUUUUUGCAAAAUCACAAUCAUUCCCUUCUUUCUUCCGCGUCCAGGACCUGCCACGAGAGAUCCAGCGACUGUCAGAGUUCCUGGGUAUCUCCGUCACUGACAGUCUGGUGGAGGGAAUCUGUGACGUCACUCAGGUCAACAAGAUGAAGGACGAUUACAACAAUCGUGGGUGGAGAUUCAAGGUCAGGAAGGGUCAAGUUGGAGACUGGAAGAACUGGCUGACAGUCGCCCAGAGCGAGGCUAUAGAUAACGUCAUCAAAGACAAAAUGGCCGACUUGUCCAUCUACAAGCCACGAUAUACUUUACCUUAAACCGCUCACUGAGACUGUAUUCUUGGGUCUGAGAUCACAUUCAUGACAUAGUAUACAUUUUAAAAUCACCAUCAUCAAGAUCAUCAUCAUUAUCA
Aplysia californica (California sea hare) is the source of this 452-nucleotide messenger RNA. Its product is annotated as cytosolic sulfotransferase 1-like. Gene Ontology annotation, molecular function: sulfotransferase activity. Gene Ontology annotation, cellular component: cytoplasm. Gene Ontology annotation, biological process: sulfation. NCBI's taxonomy places the organism in Eukaryota, Metazoa, Mollusca, Gastropoda, Aplysiida, Aplysiidae. Bases 7 to 357 code for a protein of 116 amino acids. The transcript is spliced from 2 exons. The record is from RefSeq and is a predicted model, not a curated record.